ACGGACGCGUACUACCGGUCCAGUCAAGCGCGACAACUUGUCCCGAGCGGACGUGCGAAAUAUUCUAAUAGUGACAACAUUUACCGGUUCUAUUAAAUAGUUUUAACUAUUGAGUACUGAGUGACGUAAUUAUAGCCUUCGUUCUAUUUUCGAAGCUUUUCGUUGUAUACUUAUUUACAAGAUGAAAACGUACACAAUAAUUUUCGGAGUUCUCAUGUGCUUAGCGGCAAGUAACGCUAGGAACCUCGAACGUCGUGACAUUGCCAGCGAUGUCGAAGAUCAUGUAAACACUGUAAGAAGAGCGAGAGAACACGCCCCAAGUCAAAGACAUAAGAGACGAAGCUGGCAGACCAACUACGGAUACGAUUAUCCUCAACCACCAAUGCCGUUUUAUCAAGACAGAAGAGACUAUGAACAGCAGAGCCACCAAGAUAUUAUUCCUCAAAUUUGGAGGUUACUAGACGAGAUAUCAUCUUUUGUACGACGACCCCCUAUUUCUUCGCCACCUCAACCUGUCUACAUUCCUUAUGCUGUACCUUAUCCUGUUGCGCAAGCUUGUAAUUGCGAUACCCAGACAGGGCCCAGGGAUGACAAGAACAUCACCUUUAACACAAGAAUUAAGGAUAUGGAACCUGAGCAGAAUUGGGGACUUGUGGAUUCCAAUGAGGGUAUUAUUGACGAUGACGAAGGGGAUGGAUCUAGGCCAAUUUCUUUCGCUCCUGUGAUGCCGAAGCGUCCUUCAAAGAGGCCUGCGGUUCAAGUUGAGCAUGGAAGCAUACAAUCUGGGAUUGCAGCAGGAUCAGCAGCGCCUACAACACAAUCCCCUAACUCCGGCCAAGGUCGAGCUCCUAGUAUGUGCGACAUCUUCUCUCUAUCCUGCUGCAGCGGUACUCCACAACAGCAAAGACAAUGUUUUACAAAUGUCGGUUGCGCCAUGUCCUACAAUAACGGAAAGGCGUGCGAACACGACAGAGUCUUAGCCAUUCUCAACGCUUACAGCCAAGCAUAUUCGCCCGUCAAUUGAUGCAGUAAGAUCUGUUAUAUUAUUAUCAGUAUUCUCUUAAUUCACCUAUGAUUGUAAGUACAAUGGAACGUUAUAAGGCAAAGCAUUUUGUAUUGCGAAUUGUGUUUUUUAAUUGUAACCAAUUUUUUAUUGGACCUCUGCUAGAUGAAUGAAUUAAGUUUGUAAUUGUGAGUUCGAAGUUCUAAAAUUAUCUUAAAAGAAGUAUCAUUUCCAUAAAACCCU
Messenger RNA from Hyposmocoma kahamanoa, 1246 nucleotides. RefSeq lists its product as uncharacterized. Bases 182 to 1024 code for a protein of 280 amino acids. Lineage: Eukaryota; Metazoa; Arthropoda; Insecta; Lepidoptera; Cosmopterigidae. The transcript has 3 exons. The record is from RefSeq and is a predicted model, not a curated record.